UUAGCCAACAAUGGCGUUUAUAGCAAAUUAUUGGUGUGGUUUGAACUGGCAAUCUCUGUGGAGAUAUCACCUGGGGCUGAGUAUAGUGUGCGGGUGGGUGCAGUGUGCCGGUGGGUAUAGUGCAGAUAGAGAAAAGGCUGUGGAACACCAGCACCAUCAUUACACUACUAAAUUUCCAACAGACAGAAAAGGUGCAACAUGUCUGGGUGGAACCUAGAGAAUCCAGUGUUCAGCAGCUAUGUCUUCUGGUCUGGUGUACUGGCUGCCAAGAUGCUCCUUAUGGGACCAAUCACUGGCUACUUCCGUAUUACCCGCAAGGCUUUUGCCAACCCAGAGGAUGUAGCUGCCAUGGGUGGCAAGGAUGUCAAAACCAACAGUGAUGUAGAACGGGUUAGGAGAGCUCACCAGAACGACUUAGAGAACAUCCCUGUGUUCUGGGUAUGUGGCCUUCUCUACGUGCUCACCAACCCAUCCCUGUUGACUGCCAGCAUCCUCUUCCGAAUCUAUGCCUCCGCCAGGAUCCUACACACUGUCUUUUAUCUGCGAGGCAGUUUCCUGAGGGGCUUCUCUUACUUUGCAGGCAUGGUAGUCAAGUUUUUCAUGGUUGGCACUGUGCUCUACACUUUCUGGUAGAGCUUGCAGACGGGUUGUUAGUGGCUCGCUCUACAUCACCUUUGCCACUUGAGGAUCAACAUAAAAAAAAUAAUAGUUCUUGGUUUCUAAUGAUGGCUACGUUGUUUUUCUAAUAGUUACACAUAAUUUUUCAGAGUAUUUUUGUUGUAAUAUUGUUGUGCUGCAUAUUUUAUGUUCAUUUAAUAAAAUAUUUUACUCUGUAUGCCUUUGUUUCUAUUAUUUCUGAUUUGAUUACUAAAUGAUCACUAAGGAUGGUCAUAUUUGUUUUAAUCUGCAUAUUUUCCCCUUUGUAAAUGUAAUAAAAAAAUUAACAAUU
Molecule: messenger RNA, 949 nt
Organism: Procambarus clarkii (red swamp crayfish)
Lineage: Eukaryota; Metazoa; Arthropoda; Malacostraca; Decapoda; Cambaridae
Product: microsomal glutathione S-transferase 1
Cellular component (GO): membrane
Source: RefSeq, a predicted model, not a curated record